This is a messenger RNA of Amoebophrya sp. A25, 480 nucleotides long. Lineage: Eukaryota; Dinophyceae; Syndiniales; Amoebophryaceae. The record is from the annotation of a GenBank genome assembly.
AAAGUUUGUGCUUCGUUUCACGACUCUCUUCACUGGCGCUGUGUAUCAGCUAGGAUUUCAGUACAGAAAUACAAACUCAAAGCUGCUGCUUUUCUCUGAAUUUGCAGACUGGUCAACGAAGAGGCUGCAAUCAAUGCGCGAGUUAGAAGAUGGAGGACAUGACGAAGGGCCAUUGGGGGUUGUUAUGGGUACAUCAAAUGUAAAUGUAAAGCCUACAACAAAUCGAGAGUAGAGCUAGAAGACAGUCCUCAGCGUCGCCGUUGAGUUUGAAAGUAAUUCGUGCGUCACGAUAAGUACAGAGCAAGCGGCUGAAGCGUAUCUUCUCUAAUCCCCUCUUACGCAAUCUAGAAGCUCUCUACCUCGCGGUUUGCAUGAUCGUCUUGGUUUUCGCCAGAGAAGUAGCCAGGGUGCCUGGCGUGACGAUUUGGACGCAGGUUGGGCAUGUGGAGUUUUACAAUUUCUUACUAGGUCACAGUUGGG